AUGGCGCACGAAGACCUGAUUUUCCACCUUAACCUUCUCUAUCAAACCUUUGCUGCUCUCCGCUAUAUUUCGGCUGACGACAUUCUUUCUCCGCCAAUUCCGAUCAACCUUGCUGCCGCCAAUGAAGCUGGACUUUCGUCCGAGGUGAUUGCUCUCUUGCAACGACUUCCACAACUGAAGAGCGAACUCUACUCCCUGGCAAUUAUUCCUGAUGGCUCUCAACCUGUCUGUUAUCUCGACGAUAACCUUGACUGGUCGCGGACCCCGACAUAUCAGGAUGCACCAGAGAUUCCUGAACAUGCAUUUGUGCUGAGCAAUCCCAAUAUUCAUGGUACUUCUCUGAUCUACGACACCAUUUCGGAGAAACUGCUGCCUUGGCUGGCAUGGGGAAAACAUGUCGAUCUUGAGAUUUCUGAGAUUGAGAACCCCUUUGAGCUAGACGAUGCGAAGCCAGUAAAAGAGACAAUAGGCCCUUGGAUAUCGAAAUUGAUAAGGCUGGAAUGGGUGCCUUUCAACGAGGAACUCGUCGAAGAGCCUAAUGAGGAGGACCUGAGAGCUAGCAAAGGUGAUGUAGAUGUUUUGGACCAGUACCAGGCACAAUUUAUCAAGUUCAGCAUGAGGGAUGUGUACUUGGCUGCUGGGUGGGACGAUAAGGCUAACGACUUGAAAGGCGCUCAGAAGGGAUUCGAUGGUGAUCUGUUUGAGGUCAAGAAGCAAGAGUGGACCCGAAGGACACAAGAAAUACUCGAUCGGGCAUAUGAAGAAGAAUGGAGAUGGUCGAGAAUAAGGACGACCCUGAGUCUUGGAAACAGUGACAAAGUCAAACAUUUCGAUGACUGGCUACCCGAAGAACAUCAACCAAGACAUAUCGAGCUCUGA
Messenger RNA from Aureobasidium musti, 879 nucleotides. Lineage: Eukaryota; Fungi; Ascomycota; Dothideomycetes; Dothideales; Saccotheciaceae. The record is from the annotation of a GenBank genome assembly.